Messenger RNA from Pelecanus crispus (Dalmatian pelican), 693 nucleotides. The record is from RefSeq and is a predicted model, not a curated record. NCBI's taxonomy places the organism in Eukaryota, Metazoa, Chordata, Aves, Pelecaniformes, Pelecanidae.
CGAUUUCAUCAUGAGAAUAUUGUCGACCUGAUUCAUGUAUUUUGGCAGAAAAAAAAGCUUCACUUGGUGUUUGAAUUUAUUGAUCAUACAACUCUAGAUGAGCUCCAGCAUUAUUGGAUAACAAAAGGCCUAAAAUACCUUUUCUAGCUACUCCAAGCAAUUGAGUACCUUCACAACAAUGAUGUAAUACACCAUGAUCUCAAACCUGAGAAUAUUUACUUAACACCAAGUGGAAUUACUAAACUUUGUGAUUUUGGUUGUGCUUAAACAUUAGCUACUCCUGCUGAUGUUUAUACAGAUUAUGUGGUUACACAAUGGCACAGGGCUCCUGAACUGGUUUUAAAAGACCCCACAUAUGGAAAAUAUAUGUGUGUUCUUUUUCAGGGGUGUCUGGACACCUCUUCUUCACAGUAUUUUAUAAAGAGCCCAGGAUUUUCAGGGAUGGUACUUCCUGAAGUCCAGCAUCCUAAAAACACAAGGAAGAGGUUUCCCCAGCUCGCUGCCUUACUGGAGAUGCUGUUCGCUAUUAGAAACCCCAUUCAGCUACAGACUGUCGCCCUAACUCGUACGACGAGUUCAAUUGGACCUCAAUUCAGCGGUUCAUUUGUAUUUAACAAAGGAGCACAUGCUCAACUACAAGCGCACUGGAUUCAGGCACACGCCUACCCGCUUUUCCAGCAGGAUGACUGGGCU